AUUUUCUCAAAAAUAAAUAAAUAACUAAUAAUAAAUAAAUAAAGACGAUGAAUAAGCAAAUCUCAAACACCUUAAGCAAAAAUUAUUUUGUGUAAUCCGAACACCCAAACAUCCCCACAAAAGAAAGUUCCAAACAUCUAUACUCGCUCUCACCCACUCACUAGCCAGAAUUUUGCAGAGAUGAGCGAAGAGGGGAAGAGAUCUCCGGCCACUGGUACCUUUCCGGCUAAGCCGCCGUAUACGGCGGAUGAUCGGAAAACCCCCGCAUCUUCGUUAUCGACCUCUUCUUCCAGCAGCAGGAAAGUCGUCAUCAAGAGUGCCGAUAUGAAGGAAGAAAUGCAAAACGAAGCCGUGAAUAUCGCCAUUUCCGCGUUUGAGAAUUGCAGUGUGGAGAAGGAUGUCGCGGAACAGAUAAAGAAGGAAUUUGAUAAGAAUCAUGGUCCUACUUGGCACUGUAUCGUCGGCAAAAACUUCGGUUCUUAUGUGACUCAUGAGACGAAUCAUUUUGUUUAUUUCUAUUUGGAAUCGAAAGCAGUGUUGCUGUUCAAAUCUGGUUAGCAUGCUUUAAUGGUGGUGGUGGUGACUGGUGGUGCUUCUUGGACAUGUAUGUACUCGAAAAACCAAUAGAAUUUGAAUAUGCUUGUGGUGUUUGUAUAUUAGUGUGGACUUAUUAUUGUGUUUGAGUGCUUUUAUAAUACCUUUGAUUGUCUCCUUUGUUUUCUGUUCUGCUGUUAUUUUCUCUUACUUUUAAAAACCCAUCAAUAGCAUGUUCUAAAUGACUAAGAUAGCGAAUGGUUGCCCACCAUGAAUUCUCCACUUUUACACUUUUUGUAGUUGGGCAAUUCUGUAUUAAUUAAGAGAAAGGUAUGACAUGACAAUUUGUACUGUGUUUGACAUAUAUUGGGUUUGGACUGCGACUGAUGUCAAUAGGAAAAAUGUACAUGCC
This is a messenger RNA of Lactuca saligna, 946 nucleotides long. NCBI's taxonomy places the organism in Eukaryota, Viridiplantae, Streptophyta, Magnoliopsida, Asterales, Asteraceae. The record is from the annotation of a GenBank genome assembly.